AUGUACGAAUACCGCGCAGUGGACCUAGCCGUGGACUCUGCGCUGGUUUCCAAAGCCGGGGCCUUUGCGACCGCUUUCGAGUACACCGACGAACAGGUCACCACCCCCACAGCUGCCUCCCGACACCGCGGCCGGGGCACCAGCAUCUCGCAGCACUCCGACCGUUUGCCUCAAUCCCCCCUGAAAAUGGCCACCGGAUAUGCGGUCAGUCCCGAGCCGCCGGCACUGUUCGUGCGGGCCAUGUACGAUUACGAUGCCGAUGACCACACAAGUUUGAGCUUUCGCCGCGGCGACAUCAUUCAGGUACUCAACCAGCUGGACACUGGAUGGUGGGAUGGUGUCAUUGAUAAUGUUCGUGGUUGGUUCCCAAGUAACUACUGUACCAUCAUCACAGAGGCGGAAGAUUUUGGGGAGCACAUGUUACAUGGAAAUGAAGAGGAGGACAUGAGCGCCGAAUCAGGACCCGAGGAAGAAUAUGAUAAUGGAAACGACGAGGAUGACGAGCUGGACUCGGAGGGCAACCCACGCGACUCAGAACCCAUGAUUCUACCGAUCGAGGGUGUUCCGGGGCAACAGGAGCAAGAGGAGGCCGCAUUUUGGAUCCCGCAGGCCACACCAGAUGGCCGCCUCUUCUACUUCAAUACUCUCACGGGAUACUCGACCAUGGAGCUGCCCUUUGAAAACCCCACCGCUGCGAAUGAAAAUGGCCCUCGAGAUCGAACCAACUUUUUCGUCCCUGAUCAGACCCGGCCGCCCCCUGAGCUGAUGGCGCGUGGAUUCGAGAGAGACGAGGAUGAGUAUGACGGCUCCGCUUCGGAGGCUGAAGGGGAGUCGCUGAUGCUGACUUCGCAUGACUCCAUGUCUCGUCGUCGUCAGUCUUUGGUGGACGGGGUCUCACCUGCCACUUCCAUGGAUUCAUUAUAUCCACCCGGGCCAAAGGAUUUCAAAAUUCCACCGAUGAAAAGGAGUCCCCAGCCAUCAUUCAGCAGCGCUGGAGGCACCAGCACCAACACCUCCGUGGCCGAAAUUAUCUCGCGACCUUCCAUUUCCUCCAACACACCUUUGCACUUUGUAGAUGAUGGCUUCAUCCCGCCCGUGGCCUGGCCCACGCUGGUGGAUAACAUGCGGUUUGCCGUUGAGGCUUAUCGCCAGACUCUUCUUUCCGGUGAACGGUCAGAGUAUGUAAGAAAGGCCGAGGACAUCUCUGAUCAUCUGCGCAUGCUUUUAGCCGCUGGUUCGGAUACCACUGAUAACCAUUCGGGAAACCCCUCCAUCAUUUCCACUAAUAAGGCUCUUUAUCCUUACUUCCGUGACAUGAUGUCGAAAUUCUCGAAGUUGGUUCUUUCAUCGCAUAUUGCCGCUGCCGACUGGCCUGGCUCCGAUUCAGUCAACAAGUGCCUCCAAGAGGCCGAUGGUGUCAUGCAAGGAGUGUACGGCUAUGUUGAUGUUGCCCGCCAGCAGUGCGGAGACAACAUUCCCAGAAUUCUUCCUGGCUUCGUCAGUGGUAGCUCUUGCGGUGGCAGUUGGCGAAACAAUGGAGUUUCUUUGAAUGCAGCCGGACCCACAUCGUUCCUUGUUCCGGAAAAUAGUGAUUAUCGAAACGAGCCUUCGGUGUCCCUGGAUUCUGCUCUUUUGGAUCACAUUGAUGUCCUUAGGAGAUCGUUUGUGGGUUGCAUUCGUCGACUGGAGGAGCGGUUAAUGUUGAGCCAAAAGAUCGUCACUGUCACUGAACAUACAGAACUCGCAGAUGCUGUUUCCGCGGCUGCAAUCAAGGUCGUGGAGCAGUUCCGUCCCUGGAUUGCAACUGUCGAGUCGAUCAAUCUCGUUCCCCUUGGCACCAGCUUUCAGAAUCCCCAACUUGUGGAUUUCAGCUUGCAGAAGCAACGGGUUUAUGAUGGCAUUGGUGACUUCAUCUUGAGUUGUCAAGCAGUUUCUUCCCCUCUGCCUGAUGAGUGGGCCGAGCUUCGAGGUGACUCUCUUGACGACCGAAUGACUGCUGUACGGAGUGUGGCCAAGCAAGUGGAAAACUAUGUGUCUCAGAUUGGGUUUUCAUUAUCUUUGCUUCUUGAACAGAUUCCAGAUGAUCAAUCGUCCGUUACCCGAGUCGAUAGUCGCCUGGAGGAAGAAGAUGAGUCGCUUAACAAGACCACCCACAGUCGCAGCGAAUCUAAAGCCAAUAUCUCUUCGGAGUCUAUCGGUAUCCCAUCGUCAUACACCCCCGGCAAGGAACCUGGAAAGGUGCGACGCAAUAUGGACAAGGCUCAGAGAUUCUUUGGACAAGCACCACCUACCACUGUCACACGUGAACCGGUUCAGCGGGAGCCCGUAAGAGAACCCGAAGAGACACCGUGGUUCUUGAAAAUGGAUCAUGAAGGCGAAGUGUUUUACGAUACCAAGGGAGAUUCUCCCAUUCUCAAAUGUGGAACAUUGUCCGGCUUGGUUGAGCACCUCACACGCCAUGAUAAGCUUGAUGCUUCCUUCAAUAACACCUUCCUCCUCACCUACCGCUCCUUUACCACAGCCUCUGAACUUUUCGAACUGAUUGUACAACGAUUUAACAUUCAGCCUCCAUUUGGCUUGAAUGCUGAUGACAUGCAAAUGUGGGGUGAUCGCAAACAAAAGCCGAUCAGAUUCAGAGUCGUGAAUAUCCUUAAAAGUUGGUUUGACAACUUCUGGAUGGAGCCCAACGAUGAAGUGAACAUGGAUCUCUUGCGACGUGUCCAUGCGUUCACCAAGGACUCUAUAGCCACAACAAAGACUCCGGGUUGCCCCACUCUUCUUGCUGUUAUUGAACAGCGACUUCGCGGUCAGGACACAACUGUGAAGCGUCUCGUCCCAACUCAGAAUGUUGCCGCCCCAGCAUCCAUCAUCCCGAAGAACAUGAAGAAGCUCAAGUUCCUCGAUAUCGACCCUACCGAAUUUGCUCGACAGUUGACUAUCAUUGAGUCUCGCCUUUACUCCAAGAUCCGGCCUACAGAGUGCUUGAAUAAGACCUGGCAGAAGAAGGUCGGCCCGGAUGAGCCAGAGCCAGCUUCCAAUGUCAAGGCUUUGAUUCUUCACUCUAACCAGCUGACAAACUGGGUUGCCGAAAUGAUCUUGACACAAGGCGAUGUCAAGAAGCGCGUGGUCGUCAUUAAACAUUUCGUCAAUGUCGCUGAUAAAUGUCGCUCACUCAACAACUACUCUACCCUUACAUCUAUCAUCUCCGCUCUUGGAACUGCCCCUAUUCAUCGGCUGGGCCGCACAUGGGGCCAAGUCAGCGGCCGCACUUCUGCGAUUUUGGAGCAGAUGCGUCGAUUGAUGGCCAGUACAAAGAACUUUGGCGAGUAUCGUGAAUCCUUACAUCUCGCUAACCCUCCCUGUAUCCCUUUCUUCGGUGUAUACUUGACGGAUUUGACAUUUAUUGAAGAUGGUAUUCCUUCUCUGACACCAUCAGAACUGAUCAACUUCAACAAACGGGCCAAGACUGCUGAAGUUAUUCGGGACAUUCAGCAAUAUCAGAAUGUGCCUUAUCUCCUCUCGCCAGUUCCCGAACUACAGGAUUAUAUUCUCAGUAAUCUACAAGCCGCCGGUGAUGUUCACGACAUGUACGACCGGAGUCUUGAAAUCGAGCCUCGUGAGCGUGAAGACGAGAAGAUUGCAAGGUAUGCUGAUUCUUCUAGCAAUAAGUCCAACACCAUGCUUUUUGCAAGUACCGUCGCCUUGUUGCGAUAA
This is a messenger RNA of Penicillium verhagenii, 3714 nucleotides long. Its product is annotated as putative cell division control protein Cdc25. Gene Ontology annotation, biological process: positive regulation of GTPase activity; Ras protein signal transduction. Gene Ontology annotation, molecular function: protein binding; guanyl-nucleotide exchange factor activity. The coding region runs from base 1 to 3714 and encodes 1237 amino acids. The transcript is spliced from 2 exons. The record is from RefSeq and is a predicted model, not a curated record. Lineage: Eukaryota; Fungi; Ascomycota; Eurotiomycetes; Eurotiales; Aspergillaceae. Gene Ontology annotation, cellular component: plasma membrane.